Messenger RNA from Geodia barretti, 1640 nucleotides. Lineage: Eukaryota; Metazoa; Porifera; Demospongiae; Tetractinellida; Geodiidae. The record is from the annotation of a GenBank genome assembly.
GUGCUCCCUAGUGUCUGCACGCAGGCUUUCACUGCCGGCACGGGCAGCUCUAUAACAGAGAAAGUUCGCAACUCGCGUCAACAGCCGUACCACCGCUCGUUACCUUUUCCUCUCGCGGCACUGCGGAGGUUUUCCAGCAGCUCUCGUCUAGUAGAGGUCUUCGACGUACUGUAGCCUUUCACGAACGCCUUUAUAGCCUCCAUAACGGAGCUAAACAGCUAGUAAGACGGCUCUGCAUGCGCUGAAACGACACGUGCGAUGUGCAAUUCCUCUGGGUGGGCAUUAUUUGGGAAAACGGUGUUUACGAACAUGGAAGGAGGAGCGGAAAGUAGCGGCUCGGAAGCGGCUGCUCCGCUGUCGUUCUCUAUGAGAAUGACGGUGUACGGUAUUCAGAAGGCCUUUCCCUCCGUGCGCAACGUCACCUGCAGCGACGUGGACGCGUGGAGACGCAACCAAAGCAGAAAGACCGUUUUCGUGGACGUUAGACCGGAGGAGGAGUUCAGAGUGAGCCACAUCCCAGGAGCCGUGCGUGUGGAGCCCAACUCGCAGCCUGACCUUCGAGAACUAGGAAUUACUACUGAGGACACUGUGGUGUGUUACUGCUCGGUCGGAUACCGUUCCUCCGACAUGGCUCAGAGACUCUACCGAGUGGCACGGACUCCAGACCAUGGCUCCCUGGACGUGUACAACAUGGAGGGAGGCAUCUUCCAGUGGGCCAUAGAGGAGAGAGAUAUUGUGGACAAUGACAAAAACAAGGCGGCUGAAGUCCACCCAUACAGUUCUGUAUGGGGAAUGUUACUCCCUGGAAAAUUACGAGCUUCUCUAUGAUCAAAAUGUGCAAUUUUUAUGGACAUGAUACAAAUUUUUAAGCCCAAUGUGCAAAAAAUAUUCUGUGGUGAUCUUUUUUUAAUCAUCAGAGGUUGAGUGUUUCCUAGUCUCAGCCUCGGAUUUAGCUCUCUUUCGGGCAAGGUAUCUCUCUUUGGCGGACAUCAUCGUCUCCUCGGUGGCUUUCUUGGCAGCUGCCAGCUUUCUCCUCUCCACCGGUGUCACGUCUUCCUCCUCGACUUCGACGCCAGCACGAAUCCUUAUCCUCUUCUUCGGAGGCACAGAACCUUCCUCAGUUUUAUUAGCGUCUGUGUCCAUUUCUUUAUCAUCAGUAGGACCAUCCUUUUCUUGGAUUUUUUCUUGUUCUUGGCUUUCCCUUCUUUCUCUGUGACUAGACCUCUCACCAUAGUCUCUGUAGCCUCUCUCCCUGCUUCUUCUGUCUCGCUCACUGUUCCUUCUCUCCCUCUCCUCCCCCCUGCUGUCCCUCCUCUCCUUCUCCCCUCUGCUCUUUCUGUCGCUGUCCCUCCUCUCCCUGCCUCCCUCUGAAGAGUGUCUCCUCUCCUUCCCGCCACUUUCCCUCCUCUGAGUCUCUGAACUUCGUCUCUUCUCCCUCCUUUCAUCUUUUCCUUCUCUUGCCUCUCUCUCAUUCUGAUUCGAGCCACCAGAUCCUCUGUCUUCUUGCUCUUUUUCUCUGCUCUCUGUCGACUGUGGCUGUUUGACAUGACUCUCCCCUGGUGCUCCAGAAGAUGCUAUUUGGUUGAACAAGUGCUUCUGGAAUCUACUCAGAUCUUUCUGCUUUGUCACAUCGUUAGCCU